This is a messenger RNA of Corylus avellana, 1556 nucleotides long. Its product is annotated as protein CYTOSOLIC ABA RECEPTOR KINASE 2. NCBI's taxonomy places the organism in Eukaryota, Viridiplantae, Streptophyta, Magnoliopsida, Fagales, Betulaceae. Gene Ontology annotation, molecular function: protein kinase activity; ATP binding. Gene Ontology annotation, biological process: protein phosphorylation. The record is from RefSeq and is a predicted model, not a curated record.
UUAAUUAAUUAAUUAAGCAGUAUUUAAGUGUUUGUAUUAGCAAAAAUCCCUGUAAUAAUACGUACAAAUUGGAGUCAAUGAUUUUAGAGUCGAAGAGAAAGGUCUGAAAGCUAGACAAGGCUGAGCAAUCUGAGGUGCUUUAUCCUGCCCACUCAUCUCCGCAUAUCCUGCGCACCCCUUCGCCGGUUUCGGAGCUCAGAUCUCUCACGCACACAGAGCUCUUGCCUCAUCUCUGAUUUCAGACAGGAGUAUUCUUGAGGAAAAGAAUCAUGAGCUGCUUUGGUUGUUGUGAAGAAGAUGAUGUCCGUAAAGCUGCUGACAGUGGAGGUCCAUACGUGGUGAAAAGUUCAGCAGGAAAUGAUGGUGGCUAUCAUACAUCAGAAACUGCACCGAAGGGUGCACAAGCUGUGAAAGUUCAGCCCAUUGAAGUUCCUGCUAUACCAGUGGAUGAACUAAAAGAAGUUACAGAUAACUUUGGGACAAAUACUUUGAUUGGAGAGGGCUCAUACGGAAGGGUAUAUCAUGGGGUUCUUAAAAGUGGGCAGCCUGCUGCAAUCAAGAAGUUAGAUGCUAGCAAACAACCUGACGAGGAAUUUUUAGCCCAGGUUUCUAUGGUAUCAAGGCUGAAGCAUGACAAUUUUGUUCAAUUGCUUGGUUACUGUGUUGAUGGGAACUCCCGUAUUCUUGCCUAUGAGUUUGCGUCUAAUGGAUCUCUUCAUGAUAUUCUACAUGGGAGAAAGGGUGUUAAAGGAGCACAACCUGGUCCUGUUCUGUCAUGGGCACAACGAGUAAAAAUUGCUGUGGGGGCCGCAAAAGGGCUUGAGUACUUGCAUGAAAAGGCCAAUCCUCACAUCAUCCAUAGGGACAUCAAGUCUAGCAAUGUACUAAUCUUUGAUGAUGAUGUUGCUAAGAUUGCGGAUUUUGAUUUGUCAAAUCAAGCUCCUGAUAUGGCUGCACGUCUUCAUUCCACUCGUGUUCUUGGAACCUUUGGUUAUCAUGCACCUGAGUAUGCAAUGACCGGACAGUUGAAUGCUAAGAGUGAUGUAUACAGCUUCGGUGUUGUCCUUCUUGAACUUUUGACAGGGCGAAAGCCUGUUGAUCAUACAUUACCACGUGGGCAGCAGAGUUUAGUUACAUGGGCUACACCAAAACUUAGUGAAGACAAGGUUAGGCAGUGUAUUGAUACAAGACUUAAUGGAGAGUAUCCUCCUAAGGCUGUUGCAAAGAUGGCUGCUGUUGCUGCCUUGUGUGUGCAAUAUGAAGCUGACUUCCGGCCAAACAUGAGCAUUGUAGUCAAAGCCCUCCAGCCACUGUUAAAUGCCCGGUCUGGACACGCCGGCGAAACACCAAGCUUGUAAACUUCUCUCUCACUCUCUCUGUGAGUUUGUGCAUUUGUACACUCAUGUGAGUAAUGCAAAUAUAACAAAGGGAUUGUUUUAGAAAGUGGUGGUAAAUUGUUUGAACAAGGUUGACAUAUGCUUUCAUUAUUUACACUUGAAUUGUUCAUAAUUUGUGGGCUGCUUUUCCUCCCAUCUGAAUUACUCAGUUUUGGCUUC